AUGGUGUCUAACCCUGUGCUUUGCGCCUGUCUCUCCACAGAGGAGGUGAGGAGCCGGGAAGCAGCAGAGGAAGAUCGCCGGUCUAUUGGAUGUUGCACGGCAGUGAAGCUCGGUGUGACCCCGGGGAGAGGGCAGGGCCUCGUGUCCGUGCUCCACGGCUCCCAGGGCCUUUUUCAGGACGAGGAGGAGGAGCGUAACACGCGGCGGCUGCAGGCCAGGGGGCUGUGGGCACUGCGCGAGAUCCGGGAGCUGACCGUGGGAGGGGGUCCUGCCAUUGGUGCCCAGUCACCGUCCGAGUGCGGGUCCCAGGAGAAUGAGAGCAGCCUGCAGCAGGCUGAAGACACGGCCCAGGGCAGUGAUGGUAUGUUGGCACCAGAAACUUCCAGCCCCCAGAAGGAGGCUCCUUUUCUGUGCUUGGAUCUCCCCACCAUGCUGGGGUCCAGCUCCACCAGGCGGGAUGAGGAGCAGCCUCAUAUUCAAUCGCCCAGGGCAGCCUUGGCCCGUGAGGAGCUGUUGGAGCCCACCACGUCGUCCACCUCAGUCGCCCAUCUCCGCAAGGUUACCAAGACAACAGGCAGCCAUGUGACCUUUGCCCCUGGUCCGCCCGUGACCCAUGGGCCUCCCCCUGAGGUUGAACGGCUGCCGGCACCCGGCUUCUCCUGUCUGAGGAAGGUUGGGGCCUCAGCAAGCCAGGUCUCCUUCAGGCCCAGCCCCUCAGGACUGCCUCACUCCUCUCUCCACCCCCCUGGGCCCAGGCUGGCAUUCCCCCGCUUCACUAAGCCCUGGGGCCAGAGCAGAGGUUCCAGCCCAGGCUUCUUGGUUCGGCCGUGUCUGGCGGCCGGUGGCGACGAGGACACUGGUGACGAUGGCUUCUCUGACAUGGUGGUGGGCAGCCUGGAUGAUAGGUUCGGAGGUCCACUUAUGCACACUCUAGAUGGCGGCUCCAGUGACAUAAUGGAGGACACACAAGAUGGCGGCUCCAAUGACAUAAUGGAGGACACUCAAGAUGGCGGCUCCAGUGACAUAAUGGAGGACACACAAGAUGGCAGCUCCAGCGACCUCAUGGGGGACAUUGAAGAUGGUGGCUCCAGUGUCCUCCUGGGGGACACCGAAGAUGAUGGCUGCAGUGACCUCAUGGGGGACAUUGAAGAUGGUGGCUCCAGUGUCCUCCUGGGGGAGACGGAAGAUGAUGGCUCUGGUGUCCUGCUUGCAGAUUCUCAGGACGGUGGCUCCAGUGAUCUUCUGGCAGACUGUCAAGAUGGCGGCUCCAGUGACCUCAUGGGGGACACCCAAGAUGGAGAUUCCCAUAACUUCAUGGGGGACACCCAAGAUGGUGGCUCCAGUUUCUUCAUGGAGGACACCCAAGAUGGUGGCUCCAGUGAUUUAAUGGAGGACACCCAAGAUGGCAGCUCCAGUGACAUAAUGGGGGACACCCAAGGUGGUGGCUCCAGUGACUUAAUGGGGGACACCCAAGAUGGCAGCUCCAGUGACCUAAUGGGGGACACCCGAGGUGGUGGCUCCAGUGAUUUCAUGGGGGACACCCAAGAUAGCUACUCUGUGUCCUGUGUCCGGCUGGCAGAUUCUCAGGAUGGUGACUCCAUGGCUGUUAACCAGGAUGGUGAGGGCAGCCACCUGCUGGCCAACUCACAGGACAACAGCAGUGGCACUACACUGAGCUCCCAGGAGGGCGAGAGUACCGACCCUUUGGAGGAUGCACAAGGUGGGGGCCUGGUGCUGGCGGAAUCAUACAGACCCGCUGGGCCAGCUGAGCUUGGAAGGCCCCCUGCCUCCCCAGGGCACGAGCUGCCCCUGGCGAUGGAGGAGCCUGAGGCAGGCCCGUCCCAAGUGAUGGACCCUGUUGCCCAGCCCGACAUGCAGGACGUCUACGCUGAGCUGCAACAGGACAUGUUCUACAAGGCAUUCCUCUUCCACAAGUUCAUGAAGUUGGGCAGUCCUCAGCACAAACCUGGCCAUCAGCAGACAAAAGAGCACCCUUAGGUGCUACCUCCAGCCAGGGAUGUCUCCCUCCCCCCACUGGAAAUCUGAGUUUGUCUCUGUGUAAGUGA
Messenger RNA from Mobula hypostoma (lesser devil ray), 2066 nucleotides. RefSeq lists its product as uncharacterized. The record is from RefSeq and is a predicted model, not a curated record. The transcript has 2 exons. Bases 1 to 1998 code for a protein of 665 amino acids. NCBI's taxonomy places the organism in Eukaryota, Metazoa, Chordata, Chondrichthyes, Myliobatiformes, Myliobatidae.